AUGUACAAGACGGGCGACUAUGCUAACUGGGAUAGCGCCUUUAGAGAGACCAGCAUUAACCGCAAAGAUCAGCAAAUCAAGCUGCACAGCUUCCGGUUUAACCUCGACGACUUGGAAGCGCGAAGUCUCAAAGCCAUCCCUGAAUGUGGAGGUGCUGCUAUGCUCUUUCGUGACGACCAUCUACUGGCAGAGUACCAUAUACCCAGCACGUCAAGAAGUGCAUUAGACGAGUUAGAUAUCAAGACAUUCGUUGGCGAUGCUCUUAUCCCCUCACGCAAGGCCCCGGAGAAUCCUUGUGCUGCCGGAAAUCUCUCUUACGGCGGCAGACAAACUGGAUUAUAA
This is a messenger RNA of Metarhizium brunneum ARSEF 3297, 342 nucleotides long. Its product is annotated as Nonribosomal peptide synthetase aclP. The record is from RefSeq and is a predicted model, not a curated record. Lineage: Eukaryota; Fungi; Ascomycota; Sordariomycetes; Hypocreales; Clavicipitaceae.